Messenger RNA from Mya arenaria, 486 nucleotides. RefSeq lists its product as uncharacterized. Lineage: Eukaryota; Metazoa; Mollusca; Bivalvia; Myida; Myidae. The record is from RefSeq and is a predicted model, not a curated record. The transcript has a single exon. Bases 1 to 486 code for a protein of 161 amino acids.
AUGUCCCUUCCAUUCCUGACGGCUGAACACACUCGGGCAGCGGUUGAAACAUUAAAGGACAUCGCGACCGAAUCCGGCCACGAAGCACUCCAGACCUUCAUGUCAUACGUGAAGGUCGACUGGUUCGAGAGACAAGUCCGGCGACUCGAAAAUCGGUCAGCUUUCAAAGAAACGGUCAGAACAAAUAAUGAGUUAGAAGGAUGGCAUAGGCGAAUAAAUGGGAAAAUUGGCGCCCCACUUUACGUUCUGAUUCCUCUACUCCAUUCAGAAGCAGGGACCGUCGAUGUCAAGGUCAAACUGUUAUCAGAGCAAAGCCUUACCCGCUACCAACGUGCGACAUACAAGACUGCCCAUGGCCGACUCCACAAGUCAUGGGAAGACUACGAAGAUGGAGACAUGACAAAAAGCAAACUUUUAAGAGAAGUCAGCUUUAUUGCAGGGUUUGCGCCUAUCACUGAGCGACAGACCGCACCCAUUGUAGAUUAA